Messenger RNA from Micropterus salmoides (largemouth bass), 1791 nucleotides. Its product is annotated as inhibitor of growth protein 3. The coding region runs from base 121 to 1377 and encodes 418 amino acids. The transcript is spliced from 12 exons. Lineage: Eukaryota; Metazoa; Chordata; Actinopteri; Centrarchiformes; Centrarchidae. Gene Ontology annotation, biological process: regulation of DNA-templated transcription. The record is from RefSeq and is a predicted model, not a curated record. Gene Ontology annotation, cellular component: NuA4 histone acetyltransferase complex.
GUCACCGUCUCUGACCUCAGCAUUUCGGGUAUUUUUUUCUGAGCGACUCAGCGGCUGGCGGCGCCAUAUUGAAAGAUCAGAUCCGUUUCAUAAAACGCUGAAAACGUCGAAUUUUCCGCCAUGUUGUACCUGGAGGAUUAUCUCGAGAUGAUCGAGCAGCUUCCCAUGGACCUCCGCGACAGGUUUACGGAAAUGAGGGAGAUGGACCUGCAGGUUCAGAACGCCACCGAUCAGCUGGAGCAGAAGGUGAUCGAGUUCUUCGUCAACGCCAAGAAGAACAAACCGGAGUGGAGAGAAGAACAGAUGGAGGUCAUCAAAAAGGAUUAUUACAAAGCUCUGGAAGAUGCAGACGAGAAGGUGCAGCUGGCCAAUCAGAUUUAUGACUUGGUGGACCGUCACCUGCGUAAACUGGACCAGGAACUGGCCAAGUUCAAGAUGGAGCUGGAGGCCGACAACGCCGGCAUCACGGAGAUCCUGGAGAGACGAUCUUUAGAGAUGGACAGUCCGUCUCAGCCGGUCAACAACCACCACGUCCACUCUCACACGGCAGCCGAGAAGAGGAAGUACAGCGCCCCAACUCACCACACCACAGAACACGUUCCUGAGAAGAAGUUCAAGUCUGAAGCUCUGCUGUCCACGCUCACAUCGGACGCCUCCAAGGAGAACACACCAGGCUGCCGUACCAACAGCACGACCUCGGCCACCAACAACGUGUACAGCGUGAACUCCUCUCAGCCUCUGGCCUCCUACAACCUGAGCUCCCUGCCCGCGGGCCCCGGGGCUGGGGCCGGGGCCAUCACCAUGGCCGCCGCUCAGGCCGUGCAGGCCACCGCUCAGAUGAAGGAGGGCCGUAGGACGUCCAGUCUGAAGGCGAGCUACGAGGCCAUCAAGAACAACGACUUCCAGCUGGGCCGAGAGUUCGCCCUGGCCCGGGACAGCGCCGGGUACUCCUCCUCCGCUCUGGCCUCCACCCUCACCCAGACCCUCACCCCCACCGCCGCCUCUGACUCCAGGGGCCGCAAGUCCAAAAGCAGCAUCAAGUCCUCCAACCACCAGUCCUCCUCCUCCUCCUCCUCUUCCUCCCUGUCCUCCUGCUCUUCGUCGUCUGCGCUGGCUCAGGAACUUUCCCAGCAGGCCUCAGCGCUGCCGGAGGCCGAGGCCAACAGUCAGGUGGACUGGACCUACGACCCCAACGAGCCCCGGUACUGCAUCUGUAACCAGGUGUCCUACGGAGAGAUGGUCGGCUGCGACAACACAGACUGUCCCAUCGAGUGGUUCCACUACGGCUGCGUGGGCCUGACCGAGGCUCCCAAGGGGAAGUGGUUCUGUCCUCAGUGCACGGCCGCCAUGAAGCGCAGAGGCAGCCGCCACAAAUAGAGGGUCCGGCCGCCCCGCCCUCAUCAAGCACAGCUACCGUCGGCCGCCCGGGGUCAGAGGUUGGCAGGCUGGGAACACGUUGUGCCAACAGGAAGCGUUCUGGGACUAAACCAUUUCACCGCCGCCCCCCUAACGUUCUGGACUUUCCAAGAAUCCUGCAGGUUUCUGUUUGUUUUCUUUAUUAACACAAGUCAGACUUGAUUGGUCUGAUGAUGCGGAUCCAUCAGGACCUGGUCCCUCUGGACGGACCUGCUGAAGCCCUGAACGUUUGGUCUCCAGUCGAGGGACCAGAGAAGCUCUCUGAACCUGUUCCGGUGUGUCCAGGUGUGAUUCUGUUCUGUACCUCACCUGGCCAGGUCAGAGGUCAGGCUGUGUGUACCUGGAGGACUUUAAAUAAACUGGACCUGAACUCGU